Molecule: messenger RNA, 1024 nt
Organism: Caenorhabditis angaria
Lineage: Eukaryota; Metazoa; Nematoda; Chromadorea; Rhabditida; Rhabditidae
Source: the annotation of a GenBank genome assembly
AUGUUUUCCAGCAACACUGAUUUGACUCUCGAACAAUCACACGAAUGUUUCUACCGUGGUGGAUUCUAUAAUUGGUUCGAAAGAGGUCCGAAUUCAACAUUUCUCUCUCGCGAUUCUCCCGGUUUCAAUCCAUCAGAUGGAAAAAGAUGUGCAAGCGAAGAAGCGAGAUAUUGCAAAUCCGAUCCGAUCACUGAUUUUUGGUAUCAAUGUAAUCAAGAUAUUGAUGAGGAUGAGAAUGGUGUCAAAUUCAAGGGUUGCUAUUUUGGAAGAGGUGCUUUACAGCUCUCAUGGAAUUAUAAUUAUGGAUUAUUCCAACAAUUUUUGCUGACUAAAGGGAUAAAAGUGGAUUUGAUUGAGAAUCCGAAUUUAGUUAUAACAAAAAUGGAUCCACCAUUGGCGAUGAUGGCGUCACUUUGGUUUUAUAUGACACCUCAACCACCAAAACCUUCGAUGCAUCAAAUUGUUGUUGGAGAUUGGAAACCGUCUUCGAAAAAUCGACGAGCUGGAUUUCAAGGGGCGAUUUUUGGCCCAACAAGUUUGAUCAUAAAUAAUGAAUGUGGCGGAGAAGAUAGUGAUGAACCUGGUGGACCUGGAGAAUCGAGAAGAAUCAAGGCUUUCAAGUGGUUUUGCAAAUAUUUCAAAGUUCCUGUUGGACCUGAAAGAACUUUGAGCUGUAAAGGUUGCGAACAUUUUCGAAAUUCUUUUAAAUUAUAAUCCUGAUAUUCCAGGAAUGCUUGAUGGUUUCGAAGCAAUUCAACACAUGUAUUCGUGGCAUCCCGAUUGGGGAAAUAUGUGGCGAUCACAGUCUUGCGAUUGUGCUCCCGCACCUUACGGCGGACCCCUGCCUUAUUAUGAUCCCAAACUUUAUCCACAUGAAUUUACGAAACAAAAUGAUCGGAAUCGUUUGCGAUGUGUUUAUAGUAUUUAUGAGAGUCCGGAUACUUUUCGGAUAGAUGUUGCUAAUUCACCGUGUUUGAAGCAUCGGCCGAAAAUUCGGUUAUCUAGGACUGGCUUGAAAAAUUAA